This is a messenger RNA of Cuscuta epithymum, 2995 nucleotides long. Lineage: Eukaryota; Viridiplantae; Streptophyta; Magnoliopsida; Solanales; Convolvulaceae. The record is from the annotation of a GenBank genome assembly.
GGCGUAAAGAAUAGAUAGGAGCGUCAAGAGAGACAAAUAUAUAAUUCACCCAUACGAUCGAAAUACGUAGCCAUCAUCAUUCAAGGAAAGAAAGAUGGGAAGAGCGGAAGGAUGGACUAGAUUACGCGCAGCCGCCCUAUUGUUCAACGCCAUAUUGUUAGGCGUCGGAAACUGCGGCAACCCUCUUCUCACGCGCCUCUACUUCAUCGGCGGCGGCGCCCGGAUUUGGUUUUCCGCCUGGCAGCAAACCGCCGCUUGGCCAGUCACUUUCAUCCCUCUUUUCGUCUCCUACAUCCACCACCGCCGCAGCCGGAGCCGGACAAGUGACUCCGGUGAGUUCCAACACAUCACGCCGUUUCUUUUCAUCUCCGCCGCCCUCAUUGGCCUUCUGAUGGGCCUGAACAACUACUUCUUCACGUACGGCUACGCCAAGCUCCCCGUCUCCACGGCGCUUCUGAUCGGGAGCGCUCAGCUCGCGUUCACGUCGGUGUUCGCUUUCUUCCUCGUGAAGCAGAAGUUUACGGCGUUCACGAUAAACGCGAUCGUUUUGCUGACGUUAUCAGCAAUUGUUUUAGGUGUCCGGGCGGGGAACGACCGCCCGGACGGGGAGCCGAACAAGGAUUAUAUUAUGGGGUUUGUAUUAACAGUUGGGUCGGCGGCUUUGAUAGGGUUGCUUUUUCCGUUGAUUGAGUUGAGUUAUAGUAAGGCGAAGAAGGCCAAAAUUGAGUAUAGUAUGGUGCUGGAAUUUCAGAUGGUUCUAUGUUUUGCUGCCACUCUUUUCUGCACGGUUGGAAUGUUCAUAAACCACGACUUCCAGGCAAUAUCAAGGGAAGCAAGAGAAUUUAAAUUAGGAAAAACAAAGUACUAUUUGAUUAUAGUGGGGAAUGCAAUAUUUUCACAGUUCUUUUUCGUGGGAGCCCUCGGAGUGACGUCGUAUGGCUCAUCUCUGAUGUCUAUUGUCAUCAUCGCCGUCCUCCUCCCCACCACGGAGCUGAUGGCCGUCAUCUUUUACCACGAAAAGUUCCAGGCCGAGAAGGGCAUCUCCCUCUUCCUCUCCCUAUGGGGAUUUGUUUCUUACUUCUACGGAGAUAUAAAAAACAACAUCAAGAAAAAGAACCAGCCGGCGGCGGCGCUGCAAGUUACAGAGAUGCCCUCUUCCGUCAUUUCACCGUCAAUAAUUGUGACCGCUCCUUAAAGUCGUAGCGCAACAAAAGUUACAAAACUCGCAAUCCAUUCCAUUGGACUGGCCGGCCGGCUUCAUCGUCUGAUUUAUAGGCCUGUCGUCAAAUACUUUAGUGGCAUGACAAUGUGUACUACUACGUAUUUGUCAGUUGAAAUUCAAUCUAUUGGAUCGUGAAAUUUUUAGUGUAAAAAACGCGUGAUGAUAUUCUUUACUAUAUAUUGAGCCCGUUUGGCAACUCUGUUUUCAGGCUUAUUAGGCUUAUCAGCCAACUUUUUCACCAAACAUGUAAGUUUUACUUUCGCGCGCUGGAUUACGUAAUAAGCAGUAAAAGUAAGGUUGGAGUUACUUUUCUGGCUGUAUUAGCUGAAGUUAUUGUAGAUGACCAUUUUAGCUAUUCUUACAUAUAAUUUUUUCUUUAUUUUAUUAAUAAAAUAUAUUUUAAAAAUAAUUUUUUCUUAUAUCAGCAGAAUCAGCCAAUGCAGCUACUUCAGCCAGAACUUCAUAAAUUUCAGCAGAAUCAGCCAAAACAGCCGAUUUUCGUGCUACCAAACGGGCUCAUUGAGUGUUCUUGGGACCUUUGGGAAGAGACACGCCCCUUCUCGUUAGUCGUAAGAAGGAGCGAGCAGUCAUUUAUGUUUUGUAUCAAAGAGAAACUCUUUUGGCCCCUUAUAUAUUUUAAUGUUAAAUAUACACAUCAUAUGUUAACUAUAUAUAAAUAGAGAGACCAAAUCUGUCAUAUGGCAAACUUAAUGGUAAGACAUAAAUGUCCCCAAUAUUUAUUAAAUUAUAUUAAUGGUCCAAGGGCAUUUAAAUUGAAUAUUUUUCAACAGAACUCAUUUGGUUAAAGAUAAGAUGUAUGUAAUUUGAUUGUUUUAAAUCUAGUCUGGUAUGUUCUGAAAUGGUCAAAUUUGAACCAAUCUGGUAUGGAGAUAUCUGUUGUAUGUGUAUUUUACAACAAUCAAUGUUUUGUUUGAUCUAGUUUGAUCGAUAUGUUCAAGUCCGGUUUGAUUAUAGCUAGUCUGGGAUUGAAAUAAACCAGUUUAAUUAAAAACAACCUAAGUCUAAUAUGUUAUGUCAAGUCUGAACUACUCUCGUCUACCAUAUAUAUAUUUUAUAUUAUUUAAGUUUGAUGUGAUUUGCUUUGGUGUAAUGUAGCGUGAUCUAGAUAUAGUAUUGUCUGAUAUGAAAUUGAAACAAUCCUAAAGUAACCGUUCAGAAUCAACAUUAUAAUAAUAAAUGUAUUAAAAUGAUAAUACAUUUUAAUAGAUGUAUUAAAAUAAUAAUUUGUUAAAAUCUUAAAAUUAAGGAUGAAUUCGAAUUAAUAAUAAUUAUUUUAAUGGGAUGAUGUUUUUAAGGCAAAAGAAAAAAUACUCCGUAUCUUUAACCAAAUUGUGACGUACGUAAUACUUCUAUUUUCCAAUAACCCAUUAUCCAGCCGCAAAUUAUACCGUGCGACCGGUAUACCAUGCGCAUGGUAUACCGGUCCACUAAUACGUACAGUACCAUUUUCUCUUCUCAAUCUCCCAACGUAACAAUCCAAUACUAUAGAAGCUUUCUUUCUUCUUCCAGGUUAGUACUUUCUUUCUCUUUAUUUUUCUUUUCUAUUUUCUUCAAUUCUUUUUUCUUCUACACGAAAUACUAAAACUUUAUUUGUGAUUUUACUUAUAUUUAUAUUUAACUAAUUAAAAUACAAUUGAAUUAAUUUUUUUUUCUCUACCAAAUUAUUACAAAAUUUUAUUAAUCUACAUAAAAUAAGUAUAUUGUAUUUCAUAAUAUAAUCAUACAUUUUCUUUACUUUUUUUUAGCUUCAAC